UCGGGUUUCAUCUGCAAACCUUGACGUCUCCACGAUAAAUACCGAUCACGGGCCGGAAUCCUCCGCUUCGCCGUUUUCUCGGUGUUCUCCUCCUCGCCUCGCCGUAGGAUUUGAUCUACUUCGAAGAUCAUCGAUGGCCCACCCGCUGAAGAACAAUCCAGUGCCCACCGGAGAUCACCAGCAGGUUGACAUGGAAGUGCCUGGGCACGGACAGCCAGCAGGGACUGGGGCUGUCCAAUUACCGUAUGUUAGCUUGCCGUAUCAAGCUAACCAAAUGAUGGUCACCAGCUUACCACCUUCAGCUGGCCAGAUGACAAAUCCUGCAUCCCAGGUACAACUCACUCAGCACCAUCUCGCCUAUCAGAGAGCCCAGCAACAACAGAUGAAUCAACUGCACCAAACACUCCAGAUGUUUCGGACAAACCAAUAUCAGGAGAUAGCUGCAACCUGUGACUUCAAAAACCACAGUCUUCCACUGGCACGAAUCAAAAAGAUCAUGAAGGCAGAUGAGGAUGUUAGGAUGAUAGCGGCAGAGGUACCAGUCCUGUUUGCACGGGCAUGCGAAAUGUUCAUUCUUGAACUGACAUACCGUUCGUGGGCUCAUGCCGAGGAAAACAAGCGAAGAACCUUGCAGAAGAAUGACAUAGCUGGUGCAAUCACGAGGACGGAUGUCUUUGAUUUCCUGGUGGAUAUUGUACCAAUGGAAGAUGUGAAGGAAGAUGUGCUUGCAUCGAUUUCGACGGAUGGCACCAAUGAAUCUCUGCCAUACUAUUACGUUCCCUCUCAAGCUGGAUCUCUCAAAAUGAUCAUGAAUAACUCAGAAGUGGACCAAAGUUUGUUGUUCAUGCAGCAGUCUCAGCCUUACAUACCUCAGCAAAUAUGGGACCAACAGCAGCAGCAGCAGCAGCAGACAAUUCAUCAACAAAAGCAGAUGCAGCAACAGACAGAAAAGGACUCUAAUUAAGCAAGAAAGUUGCAGCAGCCAGUAUUUAAGAUGUUCACCAUCAUAAAUGAAUAUUUCCUGAGGCUGGGAACUCAACCCUUUUCUUUCCUUUAAGAGAUCGUUUGUGAUUGUCACUUGGUUUACGAGGUCUACGAAAACUUUCAAGAGCUGAAAACAUGUAAUUUUGCUCUUUAUAUUAUAAAGCAUUUACAAGUUGA
Messenger RNA from Musa acuminata AAA Group (dessert banana), 1161 nucleotides. Its product is annotated as nuclear transcription factor Y subunit C-2-like. The record is from RefSeq and is a predicted model, not a curated record. Gene Ontology annotation, biological process: regulation of transcription by RNA polymerase II. Bases 134 to 964 code for a protein of 276 amino acids. Lineage: Eukaryota; Viridiplantae; Streptophyta; Magnoliopsida; Zingiberales; Musaceae. The transcript has 2 exons. Gene Ontology annotation, cellular component: nucleus. Gene Ontology annotation, molecular function: RNA polymerase II cis-regulatory region sequence-specific DNA binding; DNA-binding transcription factor activity, RNA polymerase II-specific; protein heterodimerization activity.